ACUCUACUAGCAGGCGGGGCGGCUGCUGCGGAGUUGCAUCGCCAGGCGGGACGCGGCGCCCUGGGGGAGGACGGCGGAGGGGACGCGGCGAUGUCUCCGCGGGGGCUCCCGGGGGCCGCCGUCCUCGCCGCCGCUGCCGUCUUCGUUGGAGGCGCCGUGAGUUCGCCGCUGGUGGCCCCGGACAACGGUGGCGGCCGCACAAUGCACUCCCGGACAGAGACGACCCCAUCGCCGCCCACAAACAACGCUGGCAACGGCCACCCAGAGUACAUCGCGUACGCACUCGUCCCCGUGUUCUUUGUCAUGGGUCUCUUUGGUGUCCUCAUCUGCCACCUGCUUAAGAAGAAAGGCUAUCGCUGUACCACCGAGGCUGAGCAAGACGCCGAAGAGGAAAAGGUGGAAAAGAUAGAAUUGAAUGACAGUAUCAAUGAAAAUAGUGACACCGUAGGACAAAUUGUCCACUACAUCAUGAAAAAUGAAGCAAAUGCAGAUGUUUUAAAGGCCAUGGUGGCAGACAACAGCGUGUGUGAUGCUGAUAGUCCUUUGACUCCCAGCACCCCCGGGAGUCCGCCUGUGAGCCCUGGGCCCUUGUCACCGGGAGGCACCCCGGGGAAGCACGUGUGCGGUCACCACCUGCACACGGUGGGCGGCGUCGUCGAGCAGGAUGUGUGCCAGCGGUGCCGACACAAGCGGUGGCACUUCAUCAGACCCACCAGCAGGCCCAGGGAGGGCCGGCCGCGGCGGCAAGGCGAGGUCACCGUCCUCUCGGUGGGCAGGUUCAGGGUUACAAAAGUGGAAAAUAAGGCAAAUCAGAAGGAGCGGAGAAGUUUGAUGUCCGUCAGUGGGACCGAAAGUGCCAACGGGGACGUGUCCAUGACUCCCGUGAAGAGAGAGCGAAGUGGCACGAAGUAGCAGCAGUGGCUUUCUAUGAAGACUUCUAAGAGACUGAAAACUUAGAAGAGGUGAAGUUGCUUAGGGAAUAUUUUUUAUACAUUUUAUAUGGUUUCUAUCAUGAAGUCAGCAAGCACCUGGAUAAAGCCCCAAAGUAGGGAAUAUUUUUGCUAUACUGGAUACAGAAUUCAGUUUGUUUUCCAACAAGUUUUGGUUUCAAAAGUCUGAGUGAAAAAUUGAUUACAGUUUCCGAGGAGGGAAAGAGCUUCCUGUUGAGCUUGUUGACCAUUCCCAGCCAGUUGCCCGUUCCUGGCGUUGGUAUGCACACUGCGGCUUUUCCCUGGGAAUCGCUGUGUAAGGUCCCGUGUAGCUGCUUGUGUAUAGCCUGGACUUGUGUUGGCGUGUGUGUGCGUGUGUGCAUGUGUGUGCGUUUGUUAUCCUAAAUCUUACAUCCCCCUUUGAGAUUGGUUGUGAUGUCUUUAUGUACACAGUCUGGCUGUUACAGAAGAUUUAUCUUUCAUGUCAUGGUCCUUGGAAAUACUCUAGUCCUGAGAAACUUAUUCCCUAACACGGUCAUAGAGUCACAUGCAACCAGAUUUGGAUUCCUGGACCAGAAAAACAAAAAAAUCAGCAUUAACUCCUGCUACCACUAUGCUGUGCGUAGGCCACUUGGAAAUUACUGAGAGAGCUUUGAAAAGAAAAAUUAAGCUGCACAAUUCUCAUUUGAAUAAGGGGAGAAAUGGUUAGAAGUCACUUAAGUUUUGUUUGGUUGGUUGUUUUGACAACCAGAGGUCAAAACAAGACAAGUCCUGCUUGUGCAAAACUGCAGGGGCCUCUGCAUGUCACGUUCACAUUCCUGCAUUCCACCUCAUAGCUAAUGCUCAGUAAGUCUUCCGAGUUGAAGUAGGAGGAUCGCAAGUUCAAGGCCUGCCUGGAUCACAGAGAGGGCAAGGUGAGUGUGGGCUGCUUACAAGGACCCUCUUUUAAAGUAACAGUGAAAAGAGGGCUGAGGUUAUACUCGCUCAGUGAUAGAGCCUUGUCGGCAUGGGGAUCUUAGCAGAGUCCUUCCCUGGAGGCCUGGAAAGCCAUUCUCUCUCGUCUCUUUCUAUGUCUGUCUGUCUGACUAUCUCUAUACUUUGCAUUUUAUGAAGCAUCUGAAAGGACAUAAAAGCAAAAAUAGGGUCUGGAGGGAUGGCUUAGCCCUUAAGGGACUUGUAAAGGCAAGGGACCCAGGUUUGAUUCCCCAGGACCCAUGUUAGCCUGAUGCACAAUGGGGGGGGGGCAC
Molecule: messenger RNA, 2176 nt
Organism: Jaculus jaculus (lesser Egyptian jerboa)
Lineage: Eukaryota; Metazoa; Chordata; Mammalia; Rodentia; Dipodidae
Gene: Rell1
Product: RELT like 1
Exons: 7
Coding region: 91-912 (273 amino acids)
Biological process (GO): positive regulation of p38MAPK cascade
Cellular component (GO): plasma membrane
Source: RefSeq, a predicted model, not a curated record